CGGAGGCGGCAGCGAUGGGAUGAACAAACGUUGAGAUCGGGCGGCUCGAGGGAGUAGAGGUGGUUAAUACUAAAGAAACGCCGAUGAUCUCCUUUGGUGGAAGACUUUUUUAUUUCGUGCUUUGACUCGAGCUUGUCCUUCCUUUGUUCAGUCCCAAAUCCGUGUCUCUCUCUUUGACAGGUUUGCUGAUUUUCAUUCGUUUCCAUCUACUUCUCUUCUUCUUCGCCAAAGGCCGAUUCAAGAUGCUUCCUACUACUUCUCUCCUGCUUGCCGGUGCUGGCAUCGCCAACGCAUACACCAUUGCUGUGGCCGAGCCCUUCAUGCGCAAGAACAUCGAUCCCGUCGUCAUUCCGGGCCAGUACAAGAGCCACAUGCACACCUUCUUUGGCUCAGACGCCGUCACUCUCAACACGAACACCUCUGCCGAGCUCCAGGCAGGUUGCUCAACUGCCGAGAACCCCAAUGACUAUUCUUCUUACUGGGUCCCAACUCUGUAUGUCAAAAAUGACACCGGCAUGACUCCCGUCCCCUUCUCCCGCUUCAGCGCCUACUAUGUCGCCAUCGAAAGCGCCGAGGUCGCCAUCCCCCAAAACUACAAAACCGUCGCCGGAAAUUCCAAGGGCACAACACAAGCCGACGUCGAGGACCUCGCCGGCAUUCAAUGGUUCUGCGAAGGCGACCCCGCCGAAGAGGGCAAAGACGUCGCGGCCUGGCCGACAAAGACGUGCUCCACGCACUUGCAGACCCUCCUUCUCUUCCACGACUGCGUCAACGAGCAGACGCUCGAGUCGGCCUACUCAGGCACCCAGAACUGGAAGGACGGCUUCAAGCCCGCGAACCGGUGCCCCGAGGGCAUGAAGCGCCAGCCGCAGCUUCGGUUCUCGAUCCGCUACGAUCUCCGCAAGGUGCUUCCUGACGGAUGGAAUGGCACGCCGCCUUUUGAGCUUGCGUGCGGUAACUCAUUUUGCUCGCACGGUGACUUUAUCAAUGGGUGGUUGCCCGAGGCUGCUACCAACAUGCUCAAGGCGAACAGCAAGCGCGAGUUUGCUGGUGUCGAUGGACCUGACGGGAAAUACAAUGCUGGUUCCAAGUGUGGCGCCGAGAACGCGAAGGACGCCGAUCCCAACAAAGGGACCUCCGACUACGACGAGAGCGUCAAGAUGAUGAGCGCUAAGCGCAGCAUUGGCCAGCGCUCCCAGUCUCGUCGUGCCUAAGAAAGAUGCCAUGUCCUCAUUACUUAGGUAGACUAUGACAAGUCACAAAACCUGGGCCCCUCGGUGGCAUUGCUGUCCAUCGUUUUGAAGGGGAACAUGAUAUGUCCAAAAGUCGUUCUUACUCUCGUGUACAAUAUUGAGCUUCAUGUACAUAUACUAGGUUAUACAUGUUGAGUGCGGAUGGAUGAUGAUGAAGAGAGACCUUGGUUUGAAGUACUAGUAAUGAUGACCAAAAAGACACGUCGAGUCAUUUCUACGACAGUGACUUGUAUUGAUAUCAUCGACUUUCUCUUGGAGCAUUCAGGCUGUGCAACGUCGGAUUUGCGGUGGAACAAUC
Colletotrichum godetiae is the source of this 1551-nucleotide messenger RNA. RefSeq lists its product as uncharacterized. NCBI's taxonomy places the organism in Eukaryota, Fungi, Ascomycota, Sordariomycetes, Glomerellales, Glomerellaceae. The transcript is spliced from 3 exons. The record is from RefSeq and is a predicted model, not a curated record. The coding region runs from base 243 to 1214 and encodes 323 amino acids.